Messenger RNA from Nicotiana attenuata, 1439 nucleotides. RefSeq lists its product as uncharacterized. The coding region runs from base 891 to 1226 and encodes 111 amino acids. NCBI's taxonomy places the organism in Eukaryota, Viridiplantae, Streptophyta, Magnoliopsida, Solanales, Solanaceae. The record is from RefSeq and is a predicted model, not a curated record. The transcript is spliced from 2 exons. Gene Ontology annotation, molecular function: nucleic acid binding; zinc ion binding.
ACAGUAACACUUCUUCUUCUUCCUUUCUCUCUCAAUUUCAUCUUCUCUCAUUUUGCAUGUCAUUUACAGUAGAAGAUCCGAUGGAUUCUAUCAUGGUAUCAGAGCGCCGGUCAUUGGAUUUACAGCUCAGAUCUAAGCUCCGCCGGAAAUCAGGAACAAAUCACUAACAAAACUCACUUUUUGAGCAGCCAUGGCCGAAAAUGAUGUUGCUUUGCUUGACUACAAUCAUCCGCUAUUUUUCCAAGCUGGAGAUGCUCCAGGACUCGUAUUGAUACUGGUCAAACUCACAGGGCCAGAAAAUUAUGCCCUGUGGAGCAGAGCGAUGAAGUGAGCACUACGCGGAAAGAGUAAGCUUAGUUUGUAGACGGUACUUGUGUGAAAAGCAAUUACAAGGGAGAAUUGGCGGAGCAAUGGGAAAAAUGCAAUGCUGUUGUGUUGUCAUGGAUUGGAAGCACCGUAUCAAGUGAAUUGAUGCCGAGUAUUGUGUACGUGUCAAAUGCGAAGAAAGUUUGGAGCGAUUUUUAGGAGAGAUUUGACAGAUCUAAUCUCACUAGAAUUUAUCAUCUGUGGAGUGCAAUUGCGACUCUAAGGCAAGGUAUGGAUUAUGUCACCAGCUAUUAUUCGAAAAUAAAGGAUUUAUGGGAUGAAGUUGAUGUAUUAGCCCAUUUGCCCUCUUGUGAUUGUGAAGAAUCUUGACCUUCUGUUGUUCAUUUGGAAAACAUAAGGCUGUUGCAAUUUCUUAUGGGAUUAAAUGAAAGUUAUAGCAAUAUACGCAGUAAUGUGUUGGCAAAAAGGCCAGUUGUGGUUGUUAAUGAGGCUUAUGUAUAGUUAGUCAAGAGGAAAGUCAGAGGACCUUAGGUGUCACAGAUGCGCACAGAGAUCCACUCACAAUGUUGGCAGGAAAAGAUCAAGACUUUAGACCUAGGAAGCCCGGCUUAAUAUGUGAGUAUUGUGGGUAUAAAGGCCAUCUGAAGGAGAAUUGCUUUAAGAUAAUUGGAUAUCUACCUGAUUUCAAAAGCAAAAAGAAGAAUCAAACAGCUGGAGGAAAGCAUAUGCCAAUAAUGCAAAUGCAAACACAACUAAUGCAAAACGAAGAAAGAACAAUGCCAACAAUUCAAGCACCAGGCCAAUUCUUUACAGAAGAGCAUUACAAGCAAUUGGUCAAUUUGCUGUCAAAGCCUAAUGCAUGGGAAUGUUCUGCAAAUAUGACAGGAUCUUUACAGUGACAGGAUGAUGGGGAUUGGUAAAGAGCACAAUGGGUUGUAUCUACUAAAGGAGAACAAAACACUAGCAGCAGCAGGAUAUUUUGUACAGCAAGGAAUUAACGAUGAGCUUUGGCAUCUGAGACUAAGACAUGCAUCAACAAAGGCAAUGGGGAAUAUACUAGCUCUGAGGAAUAAAGUAGAUUCUCUGGUUCAACAAAACUGUAAGUUUGUCCU